UCGAUUCCUCCACCUUCUUCCAGGGUAGGAGAGGAGGAGUAGGAAAGGAGGAGUAGGAGAGGAGGAGUAGCAAAAGUUUCUGGACGCAGCCACACUCUACAAAUCAUCUGCACACAUAGCUUUAACGAUCAGCAAACGCAGCCUAGCUCUGCAUCAAACAGGCGCUCCUAAAACGCAGACAAUAGCAGUGACUAAUGACAGCUGGCCUGCGCGAAUACCGUGCAUUCAGGAACGCGCUAUAACUAACGCCAAGCGUCCUUCUCCGGUUCGGGGAGCGUCUCUCCGGCGGUGUCGGGCUGCUGCUGCUGCUGCGGGUUUUUGACAGCUGCUGAGGAAAAUGAGGUUUUCCUCUAAACAGCUUUAAACGCGACACCUCGCCGCUGUUUCCCGCCUUCAGCUCAGCGCUGCCUGCUGACUGACCGCUCCGCCGCAGCAGCUGUAUGGAGAGUCGCGUGCUGGUUCUCCUGUUUAUUUUAGUAGUGUUUAUAUGUUUAAUAUUACCCGCCGACAGCAUGCUGCAGCUGGGGGACGGAAUCACCUGCUUCUCGGCCGUCUUCCUGGUGGUCCUGCUCGGAACCAGGAGCGCGGUGUGGUCCACGGGGCUCACGGCCUCCCUCUACCUCUUUCUGGUGCUGUUCCGAUUCCCACAGCUUCCAGUCUCUCGAGUAAAGCAAGUGCUGCGGCCGGGGGCCAGGCUCGCCCCCGGGGGGGUGUCUAUCGUGGCUCACCGCGGCGGAGGACACGAUGCUCCGGAGAACACAAUAGCUGCUAUUCGGGCGGCUAGCGCAAAUGGAGCAACAGGAGUGGAGCUGGAUUUGGAAUUCACUGCUGAUGGCGUUCCUAUACUAAUGCAUGAUGAAACUGUGGACCGGACAACCAACGGAUCAGGACCUCUUAGCAAACUGCGCUUCUCAGAAAUUGGCAAACUGGAUGCAGCAGCCAAGCACAGACUGAGUGACCGUUUCCGUGGUGAGAAGGUCCCGACUCUGCAGGAGGCAGUGGAGGAAUGCAUCAAACACCAGCUGACCAUCUAUUUUGAUGUCAAAGGUCAUGCAGAUGAGGCCGCUGCAGCUCUGAAGAAAUUGUAUCAGAAGCAUCCAGUUCUCUACAACUCCAGUAUAGUCUGCUCCUUUGAGCCAAAAGUCAUCUACAGGAUGCGGCAGGCUGAUCCAGAAGUUGUAACAGCACUGACGCACCGUCCAUGGAGUUUGAGUCGCUUUGGUGACGGAUCACCUCGCUUUACCUCAGCUUGGAAAUACCUGUGGAUGCAAGGGAUGGAUGUGCUUCUGGAUUGGGCACAUCAUCAUUUGCUGUGGAACUUGUGUGGCGUGUCUGCCUUUUUGCUGCAAAAAAACUACAUUUCCAUGGAUAUUGUCCAGUACUGGUCAGAGAGGGGUGUGGAGGUAGUGGCCUGGACAGUGAACACCGCUGUGGAGAAGCAGUACUACCAGCAUCUACUAAACAUCAACUACAUCACAGACAGUCUGACAGAGGACUGUGAGCAACACUACUGACCACUGCAGUGCCAAAAACACACACAUCAUACAGUCCUAAACAUGCACUGAACUACGCAAACAGCAUACCUUAACCAUGAAAAGUAACGCACACCUACACUAUAUGCCCAAACGUUCGUGAAAAACAAAAUUUCAAUAUAAUGAGUGAUACAACUGCAGUACCAUACCCUAUUCCUCAUAGGCAGCUUACGGAUCAUGGUUGUGAUGAUCUGAUUGCAAUCCACCACAUUAGAAAUGAAAAAUUAGAAAACAUAAGGUCUGUUAUGGAUGUUAGAUAUUUGUUCCGCCACUCCACCUUAUCCCAGAAUAACAGUUCCGAUCCUCCACAGCUCAAAUUCUGGAGGAUUAUAUUCGUAUUUCAUAUGCAUCAAUAGAUUCACCAUAAAGUAGCUGAAGUUACUUUUAAGAGAAUAUAUCCACAACCCUUCUGGCAUAUAUCGUUAUGGUCACAUUUAAACCAUGUAUCUCCAUUUUUGCAGUUUUCCACUUUUUGACAUCUGGUAGUUUUUACAUAAUUCAUAAAUAAAACAUGGUGAAUGGACCAAUAGAAAUGUUACAAAAGAAUCUAUUCUUAUUGAGGUCCAUUAAAAGAUAACCGGGUUUUCAUUUUCCUGUAAUGUUGCCAUUUUUGCAUAAUGAGGUGUUUGCGUUACAGUGAUGUAGAUUAGUAGAAAGAUUAGACAGAAAAAGUCUGUUGUCCUGCUGAACACAGCUGCUUUUCGUCUCAUACAGAGAAAGGUUCUCUACUCUUUGCCUUCUCAGCAGCAACUUGAAUAUUUUCAAGACAAAGAGUUGAUGGUUCUCUUUAAAAUGCUGUUGCUUUUAAAUGUAGUUAUAAGCAAUGCGGUGGCAGGCACCAUACGCAUCCAUAGAACUUCAGGCUGCCUGACUGAUGUGGUUUACGACCUAGUACUGAUGAUCUGAUAACGGGAUUCCAAAACACAUAAAAUAGAAUUUUAAACAUUUAUAGAAUUUAAAUGUACUGUAUAUACUGACUCAGGGGAGCACAUAUAUAUGUAUAAAAGAUAUGUUUAUAAUAACUGCUUUUAGUCAGUUUAGCAGUAAGAAGUGUAAGACUACAACUUUAUCCCCCCUUGAAAAAAAUUGGCAAAAAAUAAAAUGAACAUGACUGAUCUAGCUAAUAUUGACAACAAAGUUGCUAAAUAUUAACAUGAUAACAUAACAUAAUGUGUUAAAACACCAUUCUUUCAGUACAGACUACAUGGAUUGUUCUUGGAAUAAUUUGCAAUGAAAUCUACCCUGUUGCAAAUUCAGGCUCUAAUCCAAACAUACACAGCAGAUUACAUCUUAUUAAAUCAAUUCUGAUCUUCAUUAUCAGACUGAACCAACAGCAAUAACACUAGUCUCAGACUAGAUAACCUGGGAUCAGCUGCCAGGCCGUGUGAAUCAGCAGCUUUCGCUUUGGACUUUAAAGCGAGUGCUAUCUCCAGACUCUUCAUUUAUCAUUUAGAACACAUUAACAUGAGCUAGACGAUUUUUGUCUGGUUACAUUGGUGCAUUUUAGUACAACUGGAAAGGCAUUUCUUUCUUAGAAUAUUCUGAUGGGUGGGUUAAAGAUACAGACUGAGUGUAAAAGUAGCUCUAAAAGAAUUUGGAUAAUCACUAUUAGUUAUGUAGUGGUCUCUGUCUGUGCAGAAAAUCAGCUUUUAUAGUUUACUGUAGAUUACCAGAGACAUAGCCUACAUAUGCAUGUGUUAAUAAGUCUAAAAUGUACAAUCAGGCAAAUUCUGGAUACUUCUGUAAAGGUAAUUCAGAGUGGGUUUGGUGUAAAACUUUCCAUUCUAAAAAAAGGUGGGUAACUGAACUAGACAUCAGAAUAUUUUUAAUGCUUCUUGAUAGGGCUGCACAAUAUAAAUUUUUGCUGUUUCAUUCAAGGAAAAUUCACAUUGUUUUCGUAUUCAGUUAUAUAUCUACCAGAGACAUUUAUGUGCCCAAUAUCUUGGAUAAAAGCUAAGCUUGUAUCUCUUAAACUAAGCCACGUUAUAUUGUUACCACGGACUGUGUGAUUCAAAAUAACAGACCACUCAAUCCAAAGAUGAUAACACAAAAAGUCAAAUAAAAUAAUAAACAAAGUUAAGUUCAUUAUUAAAAGAAUAAAGAAUUUGAACAGAUUAAAUAAAAUAUUUUUAUUGCCACUGUUUUACCAUCAACAUUACAUAUAAAACUUUUUUUUUUUUUUUUUUUUAAGAAUAGCUACAAAUGGCUGUAUUUGUGUUAUGGUAAAAAAUGUUUUAGUAGAUCACACCAAACUCCACCUUGACUAUGACUGCUUACCUCUAAACACAGAAAUAUUGUAACAUUGAUGAAAUUGCCUUUAAGAACCUAAUUCAUUAUACAUCGGAAUGUGUUGGAAAGAACAAAUAAAGGGUGUUGAAUAA
Messenger RNA from Astyanax mexicanus (Mexican tetra), 3913 nucleotides. It is a transcript of the gene gde1, whose product is annotated as glycerophosphodiester phosphodiesterase 1. The coding region runs from base 441 to 1514 and encodes 357 amino acids. The record is from RefSeq and is a predicted model, not a curated record. Gene Ontology annotation, biological process: lipid metabolic process. Lineage: Eukaryota; Metazoa; Chordata; Actinopteri; Characiformes; Acestrorhamphidae. Gene Ontology annotation, molecular function: phosphoric diester hydrolase activity. The transcript has 6 exons.